AUGGAUGCUCUGCUGAAGCUCCCUUCCCGACCUUUUUUCCUUCCGCUCCUCCUCCUCUCUCUUUCAUCCAUCCUGUCUGCUCCGACUACUGCCUCCUCCGCCGUCAUCGGCGUCACGUACAGAUCCCCUCCCCCCUCGCCACCGUCCUCAACCGGCGGCAACUCUUCGCUCCCGACUCCUCCGCUGCAGCCAGAGGCCAUCGCGUACGCCGUAUCCGCUCUUGGAUUCGGCGCGGUCCGACUCCCGUUCCCGGAUCCGGAUCUCAUCAGAGCCUUGACCUUCACCAACGCCUCCCUCUUCCUCUCAAUUCCAAACAGCCUCCUCCCUUCGCUAGCUUCCAAUCGCAGUCUCGGCGUCCACUGGAUCCGCGUGCACGUCCUGCCUUUCUAUCCUCGAUCAAGGUUUGCGGUAAUCUCCGUCGGCGAUGCUGUCUCCCAGUUGGAGCUACUGCUGCCGGCCAUCCGCAACGUGCACUUGGCGCUGCAAGAUUUAGGGAUCAAAGAUAUCCCAGUCUCAACAACUUUCUCCUUCCUCGACGUCGUUAUCAGGCCAGUCCCGCCGUCUCUUGCCGCUUUCCGAGAGCCGAUGGGCGAGCAAUUGAUCCAUCCCCUGCUCCGGUUCUUGAAGCGCACCAAUUCCAAAUUCUUGGUAACUCUUCAGCCUUACACUGCGAAUCAGUUGUAUUUCCAGAUGCCUCGGCACUUGGCUCUGUUCCAGGGAGGAGGAGAACUGAGUUUCGAUCACAAUUACGGCACGGAAUCGGAAUAUCACAGUUUGUUCGAGAUGAUGUUGGAUGCCGUUUACAAUUGCUUGAAGAGGGCAGGGUAUGAGAGCAUGGCUGUGGUGGUCGCCGGCACAGGCUGGCCAAGCUCCGCCGUAGACGAAGACGGCAUCGCCGAGUCGGACGCCAACACGGCAUAUGCGCAGGUCUAUCUGAAGUCUCUGAUCGCCUUUUCUGGUUCUGAUAAACGAAGGCCUGGCUGUAACUUGGAGGAGGUUUACAUCGAUGAACUAAUGGAUGCUCAAUCGGAGUCCAAGCAGCGGGGGACUCAACAGUGGGGUGUACUCGACUCAAAUUUGAGUAGCAAGUACAGUGUUUUCGGGUCACUGUUCGAUAGUGUCAACCCUUAUCCACCGUCGGAUGAAGAAGUGGGUGAAGGACCGUGGUUUGCUAGGAUCUGGAAGCUUAUUUGCUUGGUUUUGAUAUAUGUGUUUGUUAGGAAGCAACUCAUAGUCUGUGUUCGUCUGGUUGUACCUGAGAGGCCGGGGAGGUGGAUUGUAUCGCAAUUUGGUUGGAAUCUUGGAUGGCAGUUUGGUUGGGGCCGCCUACAGUUUGAUGGGGGUCAGUAG
Messenger RNA from Linum tenue, 1350 nucleotides. Lineage: Eukaryota; Viridiplantae; Streptophyta; Magnoliopsida; Malpighiales; Linaceae. The record is from the annotation of a GenBank genome assembly.